Molecule: messenger RNA, 435 nt
Organism: Botrytis porri
Lineage: Eukaryota; Fungi; Ascomycota; Leotiomycetes; Helotiales; Sclerotiniaceae
Exons: 1
Coding region: 1-435 (144 amino acids)
Source: RefSeq, a predicted model, not a curated record
AUGUUGAGCGUACAGGCAAGUGACGUAACGAAACCGUUCUUCCACCACUUGCAAGUUAGUUUCCCAAAGAGAACCACUCGCGACUCCCGCAACAUCCAAUCCUCAACCACGCCCUCUGACGCCCCCCAAACUUCCCCACGACUCUUAUAUCAAGACAUGGUAUCCCACUUCCCACUUCCCAAUCUCCGUCUCAUGUACCAAGUCGUCUCUCCCUCCGUUUCCUCCCCAGAAACCCCGAAACCUCUAAAUCAUCCCCAAACCAAAACUGCCCCCCCCCUCACACCCAACACCCCUAUCACCUCCACGGCUCAUGACUCGGUACUCAUUCCUGCUCCCAAGCCACCAAGACAUAAAGUUCUCUCUUCCCGAAUAUUACCCCACAAACUCCAUCUAUCCGGCCCCACAUACCCAGCCUGUACACCUGCCAAGCCCUGA